AGACGAUGUGAUCCAGUGAAUGUUGCGAAGUUUCCCUCAUCGUCCAAUCGGAAAUCAGGGGAGGCGGGCCUACAGGCCAUCAGCGCUACCGCGGAGGAGGUGUUCCUGGUGGCCAUCUUGGAUGCACGGAGUGAUUGUUUGGCAAGUAGAGAUAUUGAAACAUAGAGAAAUACCUUUAAAGGCAGGACCAUUCAUAUCGGAGUAAGAGGUGCAAUAAAGAAAAUAGAAGAGCCCGUGACAAGUCAGACGUGAGAGAAGGCAUGAAGACAGCAUCUUAGUCCAGAAGCCAUGGCGGACAAGAGAAAACUUCAAGGUGAAAUAGAUCGAUGUCUGAAAAAAGUAGCGGAAGGAGUAGAACAGUUUGAAGACAUCUGGCAGAAGGUAAUAGCUUUGGGGCUUCAUAAUGCAGCUAAUGCCAAUCAGAAAGAGAAAUAUGAAGCUGACCUCAAGAAGGAAAUCAAGAAGUUACAGAGGCUCCGUGACCAGAUCAAAACCUGGGUGGCCUCCAACGAGAUCAAAGAUAAACGGCAGCUCGUGGAGAACCGCAAGCUCAUUGAAACGCAAAUGGAGCGCUUUAAAAUUGUGGAGCGGGAGACGAAGACAAAGGCGUACUCCAAAGAAGGCUUAGGUCUGGCGCUGAAAGUGGACCCUGCCCAGAAGGAGAAGGAGGAAGUGGGCCAGUGGCUUACGAACACGAUAGACACUCUAAAUAUGCAAGUGGACCAGUUCGAGAGCGAGGUGGAGUCGCUCUCUGUCCAGACACGCAAGAAGAAAGGAGACAAAGAGAAACAGGACCGGAUAGACGAACUGAAGAGGAUGAUCGAGAGGCAUCGUUACCACAUCCUCAUGGUGGAGACCAUCCUGCGCAUGCUGGACAACGAUUCCAUACAGGUGGACUCCAUCCGCAAGAUCAAGGACGAUGUGGAGUACUACCUGGACUCCUGCCAGGACCCCGACUUUGAGGAGAACGAGUUCCUCUAUGAUGACUUGGACCUGGAGGAGAUCCCCGCGGCUCUGGCUGCCACCUCUCCCCCAGGCAACUCCACCAUGGAGGAUGAGAUGUUCCAGCAGCACUCCAGCAGCACCCCCACCACCUCCACCUGCUCCUCGCCCACGCCUCCGUCACCCGCCACCUGCUUAACGGAGAUCUCUGAGGACGAGAAGAAGCGAGGGCGAUCCACGGACAGCGAGGUCAGUCAGUCACCAGUGAAGAAUGGGAACCCUUCACUGUCCUCCUCCUCCUCCUCUUCCUCAUCCUCGUCCUCAUCUUCGUCGUCGUCUGCGUCCUUGGGGUCCUCCUCGUCCUCCUCCUCGAUGAUCUCCAUGGCAACCGCUGCUGCUUGCGCUGGCAGCAGCGUAGUUUCCGGGAGUGUCCAGGCGGGAGUCAUCCCCACCUCCGGCAGCUACAGUUCGGCCACACAGGGGCACGGGCAAUUACAGCAGGCCAAGAUCUCCGCCGCCAUCUCCAUACCGACCUCUGCUGCCAACACCUCCAGUCCCGCCAGCGGCCUGCUACCCCGCCCCCCUUCAUCUGGCUCCCCCCCUCCCACCAGAAGCAUCUCUCAGACCCCGCCCAUGGCCCCAAACUUGGGCGGGUUGGCAGGGCCGGGGGCGGGCUCCAUUACAGGAAGUGGCCAACUCGGCUUUUCUGGGUUGCCGAUGUCCCUGAGCAGCAUGGCGGGGCUGCUAGGUGGCUCAGGUUCCGCCCCCACCCCCUACGCCCAGGCGGUCGCCCCCAGUGCCAUCGUGAACAACCUUAACGCAAACCCUAACGAGAGUCCCUUGGGGGGUCCCUUGGGAGGGAGCGUGUUCGGGACCACCGUGACCAGCACGUCCACAGGCCUGCUGGGCGCCGCUCCCACCUCCCUCAGCCUCGGCUUCAGCCUGGCGCCGGGCUCCACAGGCCCUCAGGGGCCCUCCCUGGUGGCCCCCACCCCGCUGGCGGGAGGAGCGGCCCCAGGAGGGAUCUCAGGAAGCACAGUGGCGCUUGCUAGGCCCCCAAGUGUCCAAAAGCAGAACGGCAGCACAAGUUACAGUGCUGUAGUAGCUGAAAGCACAUCAGAUGCCGCCCUUAAUAUUGUCAUCCAAUCACAAAACAGCCAGUCAACGUCCUUGGGCUCCUCAACCACUCAGCCUAAGGAUACAGGGUCCAUCCUGUUCCGACCCAGCAGCCCCUCCCCCUCUUACAGCGAGCCCAAACCAGCAGGGAGCAGCCUUCUCAAUGGCCCCCACUCUUACACACAGGCCACGGAUGGCAUUAAGGAACCUCUAAGUUCUCUGAAGUGCAUGGCAGAAAGGGCAGCUUUGGGCUCUGGCCUGGAAGGAGAGAUCGCUAGCCUGCACCUCGGUGGGGACAUGUUCCCCAGCUCUACAGCGCCCCCUGGUGCUCCCACAGCCCCACAGCUGUCACUCUCCGAGACGACCAUCCCUCCCUCGCUGGGCGUGUGCCCGCUGGGCCCGGUACCCCUGUCCAAAGACCAGGUCUACCAGCAGGCCAUGCAGGAGUCGGCCUGGGCGCAUAUGCCACACCCGUCUGACUCCGAGAGGAUCAGGCAGUACCUCAUGAGAAACCCCUGCCCCACGCUGCCGUUCCAUCACCAGAUGCCCCCGCCCCACUCUGACACGGUGGAGUUCUACCAGAGACUCUCCACCGAAACCCUCUUCUUCAUCUUCUACUACUUAGAGGGCACAAAAUCCCAGUAUUUGGCAGCCAAGGCCCUGAAGAAACAGUCCUGGAGGUUCCACACCAAGUACAUGAUGUGGUUCCAGCGCCACGAGGAACCGAAGACCAUCACUGACGAGUUCGAGCAGGGCACGUAUAUUUAUUUUGACUAUGAAAAAUGGGGCCAGAGGAAGAAGGAAGGGUUCACAUUUGAAUACAGAUACCUGGAAGACCGAGACCUGCAGUGACGAAGAGAGUGACAGAGAGAGAGAGAGAAAGUGGAAUACUGGCAACAUUCCUGGACAGAGUUCCACACGCACUGGGAGGUGGGGUUAGAUGUGGAGUAGGAAGCUGCCUUCGAGGCUCUUCCCCUUUGCCAUUAAGCCCCACCUAUUAAAUGUUUCGCCUAACAUCGAUUUGCAGCCCUGCCUCUUCCUGUCCAGUCAAGCAAAAUGAUUGGUACACAGCCUUUAACAUCGUGGCCUUUAUUGGUUGAAGACACACACACACACACACACACACACACACACACACACACACACAAACCGCCCCUCCCAAGUCACGUAUUCAAGAGCAAAUAAGAACCAAAGACAAUGGGUCCAAUAUUCUCUCCAGAGCUGCAGCUCCAACAGAUACUCCAACACACACACACACACACACAGACACACAGACAGACAGACAGACAGACAGA
Molecule: messenger RNA, 3353 nt
Organism: Clupea harengus (Atlantic herring)
Lineage: Eukaryota; Metazoa; Chordata; Actinopteri; Clupeiformes; Clupeidae
Gene: cnot3b
Product: CCR4-NOT transcription complex, subunit 3b
Biological process (GO): regulation of DNA-templated transcription
Cellular component (GO): CCR4-NOT core complex; nucleus
Source: RefSeq, a predicted model, not a curated record